Molecule: messenger RNA, 1977 nt
Organism: Aspergillus thermomutatus
Lineage: Eukaryota; Fungi; Ascomycota; Eurotiomycetes; Eurotiales; Aspergillaceae
Product: potassium channel family protein
Exons: 2
Coding region: 1-1977 (658 amino acids)
Biological process (GO): potassium ion transmembrane transport; stabilization of membrane potential
Cellular component (GO): membrane
Molecular function (GO): potassium ion leak channel activity
Source: RefSeq, a predicted model, not a curated record
AUGAACGACCCGGAGCUCAAUGGCCCUAUCUCGCAGGUUGCUCCAGUUUUCAAUCGACUGCUUCGAGGGAAUCAAUCAGGAAGAAAGUGGGCAAGCCAAGCAGCCAGUCCUUCAAGUCAACAUGCCAAAUGGUGGUUCUUGAGCACGGCGUUCCCCUUGAUUGCAGCAACUCUGGGGCCACUGGCGAGUUCUUUCAGUAUUUGCUCGCUGACUGAACAAUGGAGGUCAUACACUGCCGAUGGGUCAUUGCGUCAGAUCAGUGUCGAGGAUCCUACAUGGUACGGCAUCUCUGGCUUCGUCGAGCGACAGAUACUGACACCGCCUAGGGAAGUAGCAGUCAAUGCGAUAUCGCUAUUCCUCGCCCUGGUGGCUAACUUCCUCCUGCUGAUGAACAUGGGUCGGCGCAUCCGCUUUUCUGUGGCCCAGCCGGUAGUCAUCGUGGCGUGGUACACGUUCGCCAUCAUGAUGAUUGCGCUCCUGAUCGUUUUCCGCUGUACGCAGGCGGGCCCGGGCAGACCCGGCUUCCAUCUGUCGCAGGCAUACUACUAUGGUGCCUUCGCAGCAGGACUGUAUUUCGUGAUUCCGACCCUGCUUGGGAUCACCUACUACGGUGCCUCCCGUGGAUACUACGCCAAGGAAUUCAAGCUCUCGCCGAGUCAGCGGACCCUCAUGCUACAGACAAUCAUCUUCUUCAUCUACCUCCUGGGAGGAGCGGCAGUCUACUCGAGGAUCGAGGGCUGGCGCUUCCUCGAUGCCCUCUACUGGGCCGACUUCACCCUUCUGACGAUCGGCAUCGGGAAUCUGGCGCCUUCCUCCCAUCUGGGCCGAAGCCUGCUUUUCCCUUUCGCCAUAGGGGGGAUCCUGAUCCUGGGAAUGAUGAUCGGAUUGAUACGCGCCCUGAUGCUGGAAAAGGGAAAGCAAACAAUGGGCCACGGGAUAAUGACCGUCACUUUCCACACCAUGGCCCGACACGCCUCGGACUCGCAAAGCCGCCUGUACAGGUACAUCCCGCACCUAGACCAAGCGGACAAAGAAUCCGAGCGGGACAGGGUGAGAAAGGAGAUGAUGUUCCUGCGCACCGUCAAACGCAUCGCCACCCUUCAGCGUCGCUGGAUGUCUUUCCUCAUCUCCUUCACCGUCUGGAUGGUAAUGUGGCUGGUUGGAGCAGCCGCCUUCUGGAAAUCGGAGUCCAGCCAGAACUGGACCUACUUCGAGGCCCUGUAUUUCAGCUUCACGAGCCUGUCGACCAUCGGGUACGGGGAUAUCUAUCCAGUCAGCGCCUGGGGCGUCCCAUUCUUUGUCUUCUGGUCUCUGCUCGCGGUUCCCACGCUCACGAUCCUCAUCUCGACCCUGGGAGACACGGUUGUCCAUGGUGUGCGGGAAUGUAUCAUCUUCCUCGGUAAAGCGACCGUGUUUCCGGAGGAGAAAUCGACCCGUGGCCGUCUCAAUGCUUUCAUCAAGUGUCUGAUACGGGGGGCACCGUUGGCAGAUGGUCAUGGCGGACAGUCCGAGGUGGUAUCAUCUCCUGGCCAGCAUUCCGGCUCUGCGCAUGCAGAUGAUGCCUCCUGGGGAGACUUACGUAGCUACCACUGCGCUCUGUUCAGCAAUCUCCAUCGAUUGAUCGAACUGGCUGUGUCUGGCGAAGAAAAGGAAUUCAGCCAGGACGAGUGGGACCAUUACCUGAGACUGAUCAACCGGAGCGGUCCGCUCGGGGCCAUUCUUGAUGGAUCUUUGUCGAGCGACUGGGGAGACAGUGAUGGGGAGAAGGGCCAUGGGCCAGCCCGCGAGGAAAGCGGUACUUCUUCCGCGGCGUCUGGUCAGAAACACAAUCGAGGAUUGCAGAGUUUGGUACAGCCAAGUAGUCCACUGCUCAGCGGCCAGACCGAGGCGCAGUGGCUGCUGGAAGCGGUGGCAAAGACGAUCAAGCAUGAAUUGCACAAAGCAGAUAUGGAAUUAUGCCCACAAAACCCCGUAUGA